AUGAACCUCAGCGAAAAGUAUUUCCAGGACGAUCGUCCCACUGCUAUUGGCCAACAAUCAGCCUUGGAGUGUUUUAACCAUGAAACCUUCAAGGCAGUCAGUUCGAGGGCCUGUUUGCGGGUGAGUUGGCAUGGAUAUAUGCACCAGCCACCUCCACAAACCAUGUACCAAGAAACCCGGGUUGAAUGGCGAGAAUCGGAAGAUGAAUACUGCCAUUGUCGUCGCAUCAAAAAUGGAUCAACGCACGCCCGCGUCUCGUCGACGGGUUCGUCCAGCAAAAAGCAAGUAAAUGACGCCAGCGGCGGCGAAAAAUAA
Paracoccidioides brasiliensis Pb18 is the source of this 315-nucleotide messenger RNA. RefSeq lists its product as uncharacterized. The transcript is spliced from 2 exons. The record is from RefSeq and is a predicted model, not a curated record. The coding region runs from base 1 to 315 and encodes 104 amino acids.